Acanthamoeba castellanii str. Neff is the source of this 2175-nucleotide messenger RNA. RefSeq lists its product as uncharacterized. The transcript is spliced from 12 exons. The record is from RefSeq and is a predicted model, not a curated record. Lineage: Eukaryota; Discosea; Longamoebia; Acanthamoebidae. Bases 1 to 2175 code for a protein of 724 amino acids.
AUGCCUCGCCAACACAACAGGACCUUCAUCUUUCUGCUCGUGGCAGUGGCCUUGUCGCUCACAUCAGCCCACGCCGAAGUCAUCGAUGGAGUGACCACCCAGUGGUGUACCCAACUCAACCUGUCUCCGGACGCCAACAACACCAUCGUCCUAGGCAGCUCACUCUCGAUGCCGUGCGUGACCAACAAGAGCGUCACCUUCCUGGGCACCAGCCCAACGGCCACCAAAGUCUCGACCGGCAUUCUCAGCCUCAAGACCUCCGGCUACGUUCAGAUCCAAGACGUCACCUUCAGUUCGGCGUCGGUCACGAUCGAGAACGCUGCCCAGCUCACCCUGACCAACGUCCAGCUGGUCUCCGUCUCGUUCCUGUCCGAUGCCGCGCUCACUCUGCGGAAUGUCAACCACGCCGAGCUGGCCUCGGUCACGGUCGCCCGCAACCGGGCCUCGGUGGCGCCCGUCGCCCUCCAAUCGUGCGCGAGCGUGAUCGUGCGCGAUUCGAGCUUUGCCGGCAACGACGCCGGCUCGGUCGGGGCCAUCAGCGCCGUCGACGUCGGACUGCUCACCAUGGCCGACUCGAGCUUCGCCCACAACUCGGGCGGCGCGCUGGCCCACGUCAUCAACGCGAGCGACACGCACGUCGCGCUGGCCCGCUGCACGCUGGUGUCGAACGGCGGCCUGCUCGCAACCGACCGCGAUCUGGUGGCGGUGUCGGGCGGCAGCCUGGCGAUGGACGCGUCGCAGGUGAGCCUCAACUGGGGCGCCACCGUGGCGCUGCGCGGUCUGGUCGCGGCGUCCAACGUGACGGGCUCGUCGUUCGAGCUCAACUUCAACCCGCGCCAGCGGUCGCUGAUCGACGUCGACGGCUGCGCGGGCGGGCUCACCAUCGCGCGCUCCACGAUCUCCUACAAUCUCGGCGGUGGGCUGUCGGUGCAGGACUGCGCGGUGGGGGUGGACCAGACCAAGGUGUGGGCGCAGGGCAGCUUCGGGAUGGCUUGCGGGGACCAGGGCUCCAUCAACGCGCCCUCCACGUCCGUCUACAAGAAUGGCUGGACCAUCAAUCUGCUGGGAGCGUCCAAGUUUGUCGAUGCCACUUGCACACCCGGGUUCAAUGUGAGCUGCCCUGAUGGUCUCAACAAGUGUAGCCAGUGCCAGGUGAGCGCCGGCUGCAUUGAUUGCAACGGCUUGCCCUUCGGCACCGCCUCGAAUACGACGUGCGCUAAGUGGAACACGCUGAAGUCGAGCGGCGCGCGGGUGAGCUACGAUAGCUCUACUUCGCCGGCGUGCUCCCUCACGGCAGUCUCUGAAAACAAUGACGCCUUCACGGGUGCGUCGAUGGAGUUCGACUACGAGGCCGUGACGGUGUACUACCUGAACACAUCAAGCAACGCCGAGGUGGCCCUCUACCGCUUCCCCAUCAACGACAGCGACUACACCCGCACACGGGGCAACUCGACGGACGACCAGUUCUGCAUCAACUACGAGCGGGUGCUAGACAACGGGGCCGGCCUGCUGCUGCAGCAGUGCCUCUUCGACGUCGCUCAGUCCGUGCUCUUUGGCAACCAGACCAUCACCGUGCCUCAGGACCACGUCAAGAUCACGGUCAGUCUGUCAAACAUGGUCGCCUUCGACAAUCAGACGCAGGGCCUCUACCCCGGUGACAUCGACAUCGCGACGCGGCGGGUGGCGGUCGAGUUGCGCCUGCGCAUGAGCCAGGCGGGUACCAUGGGAGCCGUGCCCGCCGGCGCGACCUACUUGGAGGCCCAGCGGUUCGUCGGCGGCGACUUCGACAUGGCCAUGGAGCUGCCCAACUACGCCGUCUUCAACGACGACGCCUCGACCUUUGCCUACAGCCUCAACUCCACUUCAUCAUCAUCGUCUGCUUCAUCGUCGACCCAGUACGCGCUGGUGCUGGAGUUCACCGGCGCGUUCGACUCUGUGUACUACGACCCGCAGUUCGGCUUGCUCCUCGACGCCAACAACGGCGGCGGAGACGACAGCAUUCUGGUGGAGGUGCUGGUGCCCGUGCUGGUGGGCGGGGCACUGCUGGUCGUGGUCCUGUUUGCCAUCGGCUUCGUCGCGUGGGUGGUGUGGCAGAAGCGCAAGACCAACAUCGCGCACCAGCACCGCGACAUGAUCAACUUUUCGGUCGAAGGCAGCAACCAGCCCGCAGCAUAA